AUGUCUCAAGAAAGUGCAAGGGUUCAUGAAAACAGCGAACCAAAUGAAUCAGGCAGCGAAUGUGAGAGCGUAGUGUGCAAACGAAGCCGAAAUGCAAUUUCAGAAGUGUGGACUUAUUUUCAGCGCUCCAAGGAUAAAACGCGUGCAAAAUGUUUGUCUUGUGAAAAGGUAUACAAAACCAGCGGCAAUACCUCCAAUUUAUUGGACCAUUUAAAACGCACACAUCCUGGUUACAACAGAAUGUCGAAACCAAAUAAAAUAACUUCAUUUUUCAAUGCAUCAGAAACGUAUGACUCGCAUUCGGCUCAAGACGAGGCUUUUUCCGCUUUCGUCAAGUUACUAGAUCCGCGCUAUAUGAUGCCUAGCAGAACCAAGUUGCAGAAUGUAAUGUGCCACGAAUUAUAUGAUCAAUCAAAAGCAAAUCUUAAAAAUAUUCUUAUGAAAGUAGAUACUUGUGCUAUUUCUACGGAUGCCUGGACCUCUCGGGCAAACGAGAGUUACUUAACCGUAACCUGUCACUUCAUUGAAAAUUGUAGCUUAAGAAGCGCAGUAUUGUCUACCUACAAUCUUUUGGAGAGUACUAAUCAUUCGGCUGCCAAUAUUGCCGAGUCCUUGCGAAUUGUACUGACGGAGUGGGGCGUUUUAGAUAAAGUUUUGCAUGUUGUCACCGACAAUGCGUCAUCCAUGAUUAAAGCAUGCGAAUUGUUGCAAAAGCGACAUCUUCCGUGCUUUACUCACACAUUAAAUUUGGUUGUGCAAGAUGUGUUAGCUUUUGAAAAAGUCAAAAAUGUGAUAACGAAAUGCAAAAAGGUUGUGACUUACUUCAAAAGUAGCUCGAUCGCUUACGCCAAAUUUAAAAAUGCACAAGGAACAGGAAAAAACCCCAAAAGCACCCGGACUUUAUCUGCUGACGAAAUAGAGCUACUAGAAGAAUUAGUUGAAUUAUUGGCACUAUUUGAUGACGCGACCAUUCAAGUAUCUGCAAGUAACUCUGUCACAAUUUCGUUAAUCAUUCCUAUCAUAUGUAUUCUCUUUCAAACUCUAAAUGAAACGCACAAUAAACUAAAAACAAAUGAAGGGCUUGCCAUAUUCAACAUUUUGAUUGAACGUUUGCAAAUAAGGCUUGUCCCCUAUGAAAAUCGAACCACACCCAAAAUGAGUACAUUGCUUGACCCCCGGUUCAAAAAGGAAGAGUUCAGGAACCAUAUCAUUGCGGAACAGGCAGCUUUAGCUUUGGAAAAUGAGCUUUCUAAUAUGCUUAAAACUUUGAGUCCCGUGGUUACUGAUUUGCCGACACAUACGGUAACAUCACCAGAAUCGUCAACACAACAGCCGAAAAUUGCACCGCUCUUUAUGUUCUUAAAUGACAAGGUCGCUGGUAAACGUAAAUCCACAAGAGCUGAUGCCAUUAUAAUGCUUCGUCAAUAUUUCGAAAAUCAAAAUUUGCCACAUGAUUUUGAUCCAUUCGAAUAUUGGAAGACAAAUACUGAUAUGAAAGUCUUAACACAAUGUGCUCUACGCUAUUUGUGCACUCCAGCAACGUCAACAGAGCCUGAACGAGUUUUCAGCAAAUCUUAA
This is a messenger RNA of Rhagoletis pomonella (apple maggot), 1578 nucleotides long. RefSeq names its product zinc finger BED domain-containing protein 1-like. Lineage: Eukaryota; Metazoa; Arthropoda; Insecta; Diptera; Tephritidae. The transcript has 6 exons. The record is from RefSeq and is a predicted model, not a curated record. The coding region runs from base 1 to 1578 and encodes 525 amino acids. Gene Ontology annotation, molecular function: DNA binding; protein dimerization activity.